CUGUAGUCUACUGUCGAGUUUUCCUGCCCGUUGCGCAAAAAGCCCGAAGGUCCGGGUCACCAAAUACGCCGCACGAUUUGCGCGCGGUCGGAAUAUUUCGGUCCUUCCCACCAACAAUUGGAUGGCAUCGUCAAUCAUCACGUGACAUAUUUUACAUCCCUCGAAGAAGCUGUGAACGAGCAUCUUGUCGUGGUCUUCGACAUCUUCGACAUCUUCGAACAAGUUUCAUUGCCGGUCGGCGAAUGUAUCACCUCGAGUUUUUGUUCCACUGCCUUGUCCCUGUAGACGAUCAAUUGUGAUCUGAGCGUCGCGUCUCACACCCAUGCGUUACCGUGUGCCGCGACCAACUGCGACAGCUCAGGUUUGAAGUUCCAGGGCACCUUCGCCUUGACUCACCAUACCCGAACAGAAGCUUAGGCGACGCCCUGAUCCGUCUGGAUUUCAGACGACCAAGGGACUUGGGGGAGUUUGAGACGCCGUCACGUUUCGGAAUCACCCCGACCACAAUCUUGACAAACUCGAGACUCGCAACGUUGAAGACUUUGAGCAGGCAUAUUGCCAAUGCCCCAUGAAUGGCCAUCCGCAUGGGUCUGGGCUUAUCGAUACAUGCACAGAGAAACACUUUGCCCACGAUGAGACGCACGAAGGCGUGAAGAUGGCGUCAGCGAUGGACUAUCAGAUAGAUUGCUAGGCAGAAUGCGACCAGAGUUUGGAUGCAUUCUGCACUAUUCCACGUUUGGGACAAAAAAACUACCUGGAAAGGGCAUUCCAGUUUAUUUUGGAAGAUAGCACAAUAACCUGGAAGAUCCCCACCAACGUAUCCCACCCCGCCCGCGUCCAAAACCUUGCCAUCGCGAUGGAAAGGGGCAGGCUCGGAUUUCGAGUGACCCGUGUGCAGGGCCCUCGAACCUAUUCUAUCGUCAUAGCCCCCUUGCCACAGUUUCGUUCUUAUAAUGCAUUCCUCCCAUAUGCCCAGAAGACCACACAGCCUGGUGCUUUACGUUCUUUUUGUUGGCGACGUCGAUUAUUCCCUUCUGUCGGCUUCAUUGCUUUAACUAACAUUUGUCACCUCUUCUGCUGGCUCAGGACUUUCGUUUCUUGUUACAGUUCAUCUUCGCCAACUAGCUACUUCUCCUCGAGACAAUAUCUCACCCUGAGAUUAUCACUACUAGAAGUCCUUUUCACUCUCUAUGACAGAUACAACACACAUUGCUCUAAUGGUCUUCACAAGCGGCAAUACACUUUACCGUUAGGCCAGUCACUCAAAGGAUCACAUCUCGACUCGGCUUCAACAUGGUGAAUGCAAUAUCUUGGCUAGAAAGAAGAGCAAGUGAUGCGAUCGCAAUUGAGAUAUGGCAGGCACAGAUGGGAGAGGGUAGUGACCAAACAGAAGCACAAAGACUGAUAUCAAGUCUUUUCUUCGAGAACAGCAAAUCUAUCCGAACAAUUACAAUCAUUUUAGCAGCAUUCAACGGCGUCGCCGCUUUUGUCACUGCUUUCAGCAUACUUUACGACUGCUAUUGUACCUCUAAACGUUAUGGGAACACUUCGAAUUCUAAGAAGUUCUUCCUUUGGGCGAUGCAUCCUGCAGAUACAUUUCCACUUGUGCUCGCGUUGGGUAUCGUUGUUCAGGGAUUUAUCUUUGCGAUUGCUCAAAGUUUUGGUCUGGAGUCCUUGAUGAUUGAUCGUUGCAGUACUAUCGCACAAUUUGUAUUUCCCGCAAUAUUUUUGCCUUCAUAUAUUCAUAUAGUGUUUGGUGUCGAGUGCGCAAUACGAUCCUUACGAAAGGAGCCUUUUAAGCCGAGAGGCAAAUACGACGUAACGAUAUGCAUAUCUGUCAUUGCCUUGAUGGCUAUUGGUAGCUGGAUACCAACACAGAUUAGCAAACAGCCAAACCACUGUUUUGCAUCAUUGAUGUGGUUUGUGACAAACUUUGGCAUUGCUGGACUCGGCAUUCUCUGUUCUAUCGCGUUUUUCGCCAUUUCUAGUUCAGUCAUCAUCUGCUACCGCUUGUCGAGACACAAGGCAAUUGACCAACACCAGCGUAUUGCAGCAUCUCGGGUGGUGUACUAUCUUAUCCUAAAACUGGUUGGACUCGCAUUUGUAACACCUUGGUUUGUCAAAAUGACAAUAAAAGAACCAACCAUUCUCACGGCCAUGAUGGCAGCGGUGGUUUUGAAUCUCGUGGGCCUCAUGACGGGAACGUUGCAGCUGUUCCUACGAGUAAACACUGCGACCACGUCCUUUCGACCAAAAGGAACCCCUGGUUGGAGCGGAAAGAAGAACGAGAUAAGAAUGUGGGGCCCCAACGACCUCGGAUUCGGUGGACACAUAUUACAACCAUUAUCUGGCCCCCAGAGCCCUGCAUCUUCCAGCAGUGAAGGGGGCUUUCCCCGUGAGAAAUACUGGCCGUCAACCUCGGAAUCGUCACAAAGCCCCCGUCGUUUUGAUAUGGCACCAAAAGACACCAAAUUAUCUUUUAGCAAUCCACCUCCCGUGACACCCACAGGGCUCCCAUCAAGGCCAAAUCAGAAUAUUACCACUGGGUCCUCACCGCCUCGACUACAGAGGCAUAAGCAAUCUCAAUCAUACUCCCUAUUUCCGAAUGAGCAGGCGUCUACAAGCCCGUCUCGCUCACAAGAACCAAGCUGCAUCAUCUCAACCACUAAGCUUCCAUCCACGACCUUCACGCUACCAUCUCCUCAAAUAAAAUUUGACCAGUCAGCCGAGCUUCAACCCCCACCGCCAUUAUUUGUUCCUCGCGGACACUGGAGAGACUCAUCUAUGGUUUCUUCUGCAACAGUACAUAUUGGGCUUCGACUAACGUAUAUGGAUGAAGAACCGUGUCCAUUUCCGACAGAUGCUCAGAAAGCAGCACAUGCACAAAGUACGGGUUCAAAAGUACUACCUAGGUCUAAAUCACCUGCGUUGCAGGUCCAGACCCAAAAUUUGCCAUCACUGCAGUUACAGUUGGGAAAUGAACGUCUGUCACCUCAAGAGAGAGCAGUUAAGAUGAAGACUCUGCCCCCGGGACCACUACUUAAUGAAGCGCGGAUCGCGGAGAGUGUCUCUAAUGACCCCGAGAGUAACGAGCCACGGCUAUCACCUACGGUGUAUAUGCCACGGAACAAGUCAAAAAAGCUCCCUGCAGAACAGGAUGAGAAGCCGAGGGCAAGUAAGGUAAACUGGAUAUGAGUGUUAUGAGUUAUGGUGUUCUUCGAUUCUUUAUGGGUAUAUAGGGAGCGACAGGGAGAUAUUGGAUGGGUGCAUCAGCGGAUCUACAUCAGGUAUUCGAAGUUUCUGCUUCACUUGCUACGGCUGUGUUUGGAUACUAGAUAGGAUGGACAGAUUCAUGGGUGUAUAUAAAUGUAAAAGAUAGCGGCAAGAGAAUUGAGGAGGUCUAUCUCG
Pseudogymnoascus destructans is the source of this 3408-nucleotide messenger RNA. RefSeq lists its product as uncharacterized. Bases 1294 to 3195 code for a protein of 633 amino acids. The transcript has 4 exons. Lineage: Eukaryota; Fungi; Ascomycota; Leotiomycetes; Thelebolales; Thelebolaceae. The record is from RefSeq and is a predicted model, not a curated record.